Molecule: messenger RNA, 1664 nt
Organism: Gekko japonicus
Lineage: Eukaryota; Metazoa; Chordata; Lepidosauria; Squamata; Gekkonidae
Gene: ETAA1
Product: Ewing tumor-associated antigen 1
Exons: 5
Coding region: 30-1664 (544 amino acids)
Source: RefSeq, a predicted model, not a curated record
AGAGCGAUGAGCUCCGGGAGGAAUCGUAUAUGGCGAAUAAGCGGCGGAAAGCUGCAGCGGCGGCUGAUGAGAAGCUCCGGCUGCAGAGUCCUACGAGAAGGAGUAGUAGGCGGAAGGCUCAAGACGGAGAGAGCCCCAAAGGCAAAGUGGAGGAAAUAUGUUCAUACAAGACUCCAAAGAGAUCUUCUAGGGCCUGCCUGCCAACAUUCAGUUCUCCUGCUAAUGAAACUGACAUACCACAAGAGAUCUUCUGGGAUCCUCAGUCGCCAGUUGCAUAUAAAUUAGACGGUGGAAGAAAGAAGCAGACAGCUGGUCGAUCUACAGUUGAAAUUUCAGAAAUUGUUAAUAGGAUUGCUCCGCAGGAGGAAAAACCUUCCUGCUAUGAAGGAUCCCUUCUUGGGAUGUGGAUUGGCGACGAUGCUAUUCCAUGUACUCCUGGAACAGUAAAAGUGAGAUCUAGAACCAAAGUAAAUAACACAAGAGGUCUUCGGCUGAAAAACAAAGAGGAGGAGCUUAUGAAAUUGGCAAAACAGUUUGAUAAAAACCUGACGGAGGCCAUCCAGGAGCAAGAUGCUCCUUGCCAUAAUGCUACCCACCUUCCGUCAGAGGCAAAGCACCUCCUUGGAGAACAUCCUCAGGUUGACGUGUCCUUGCCUUUUGGAGGAGUUAAGGAGAAUGCUGAGACGGCUGAGCGCUGUGAAUGUAGCAGUCAGAAGCCCAUAGAUCUAGAGGCCGAAGUGGCACUGAAUGCCCUUUUUGAUUGCUCUCCCCAGAAAUGCAGUGGUGAGUUGAGCCAGGGUUCUUCAACCAGUGGCUUACAUAAUAGCCAAGAUGCUGUGCCAGUGGAAGAGCGCAUUUCAGAGGAAACAGCCGGAGGUUCCCAUGAAUCCGUGGCCACAGGCGCACCUCAAAGCCAUGGUUCAGCUCCUGCUUCAGACUGUAGGGGACUUACUACAGCUGGAAAAAGUAAAAUGGUGUUUGAACAAACCAUUCAAAGUGCAGUUAUUUCUAAGACAGAACCGCAAAGUGCAGUUAUUUCUAAGACAGAACUGGUUGUGUCCAGUAACAUUGUCAGCGAUGACUUUGAAGACUGGGGCGCUGACCUGCUGUCAGACGAUUCGUUUGUAAUGCAGAUCACUCAGAACCCGGAACUGAUACGUACUCCACAAAAUGCCUUCCCAGGUGCUUUUCAGGAAAGCUGUAAAAUAAAGGAAAGAACAGUAAAUUCGGACAGACAUAGCAGUGGUCCGUGUGCCUUUCCAAAAUCCUCUAACGAUGUUGCAACACUGCUCACAUUACAAAAGCAAAGCCAUGACUUAGGGGCAACAAAGUGUGCUCCUCCACAGAGCCGUGUCCCUUUAAAAAACAAUACAAUAAGCUCCAUUUCCGAAAGUGGCCAGAACAGAAUUUCUGGGUAUAAUUCCGUUCCAGUGAAACUCGAAAAUAAAAGUGUGACGGAAGGGUUUACUCGGCUUAAAAGUACAAGCGUCCCUGGAAAAGGAGCUGCCUCUGUUUCUGUGCAUCCAAACCUCCCUAAGCCUCUGAGGUCCAGAAGUAAUAUGCUGAGCAUUUACAGUAGACCCUCUUCUGUUUUUCCUAACCCCAAGCCUAAGGACUUGAACAUGGAGCCAGAACUGCAGCAGGUUUGCAUUCUUUGUGUAUAA